AUAACUGAAAAUGUGGAGUAGCAUAGUGGUAUAAGAUCGCGUCCGUGCUCUUUUGGGAGGUAAACGCAUAGUUUAUCAUCAUGCGGCGAAUGGACGGUUCAGGGCUGGAAGGGGUUCGCUUGCCGCUCCUGUUGAUUGUUUACACCUAUCUCUGCUCUCUCGGAGAUUGCCUUUUCGUGACUGAUUAUUUCACCCGCACGCCUCGCAAACUGAACGCCUUCCGGUCGUUCGCCAGCGUGGAGCUGUUCCACUUCAACGUGCCUGACGACACCGUGGUAGCCGUCUGGAACCUCAUCACGUUCAAGGAGCAGGGGGGCACGUUCGGAGACGGCUGCCCCGACCGCAACGUGACCGUCUAUUUCAGGUCUGGAGCCCCUCCUGUGAUCAACCCCCUCCACACCCGCUUCCCCCGGGACACCAUCGUACCUGGGUCAUUUGCAGUCACCCUGACGUGGACUCUGCCCAACCGGACGACUGGAGUAUUCAACGUCACAAGUCCCCUUCCUGGAGACUGGUUCCUGGCUGCGCACCUGCCAAAGGAUGAGGGGAAGAUUUCCGUCAAGGGUCUCUCUGAGGAAUGCCAGUACCUCUUCCAGCCCCAGCUCAUCGUCCAGAGGCUGAUUGGAAUUUCAGUGCUGUAUCCUGGAUACUUCAUCGAUCAGAUGAUCCCCGUCCACAACAGAUCGGUACUUUACAAAGUGUUCAUUCCAAGCUACAUCUCCAAGGUGAAAGUUCAACUGGUGGACUGCAGCACGAGGAACAGGAGCACAGAGACCUGCCCAGUACUGCUGAAGAUCAGGGCACGCGCUCCCCCCCUGCACAACUCCACCUCCCUGGACUGCAAGGGGUUGAGCCCCUGCGAACUGCAGACCCCCCUGCCCUCAUGGGAGCAGUGGUACUACAUCCUGGUGGAGAGGUACCUGGGCAACGUCGAUGUCUACUUCCGCAUUGGGGUCCAGGUCAAAGAUUGCUCCAAGCCCAGCGUUGCGAAGGGAUCCUCGGCCGGAUCAGCCCUGAACAUGCCGCAGUCGUUUGGCUCCGCCAUGGGCUUCUCUCUGAUGGACACUCUGCCGGCGGCGGGCCUUCCCAGCCUGUCCCAGAACAGCUCGGAGCGGGGCCCUGCCCUUGCGUCCGAGGACACCGUCACUUACCUGGCACCCACCUCCGACACCAACAAGUGCUGGCCCAUCCGCCCCACCCUGCGGAACGAGUUGGACACCUUCUCUGUCCACUUCUACAUCUUCUUUGGCCCCAACAUUUCCAUCCCCCCUGAUAGGGCCGCCGUGUUCGCCAUCAACCUGAUGCCCGUGCUCGACAGCGGGGGCGUGCUCAACAUGGAGCUCAAGCUCAACACAACUUCUGUGAAAGGAGAGAAUAUCACUGUGUUUGGCUGUUUGAACCACGGAAUGCCACUGUCCUUGUCUGACAACUCCACAGUCAAAUGUGAAUCCGAGUCCAUUGCAGGGUUUCUGCUGUCUGUCAAUGCCACCUCCAAUGUUACAAAGCUGAGGAUCCCAUACCCGCAGACCGGCACUUGGUACCUGAGCCUGCGGUCCCUCUGUGCCACUGAGCAUGGGUUUGAGGUGUGCAGCAACGUCACAGCGGAGGUGUACCUGCGCUCCUACCUCACGCCCUGCAUCAACGACUGCGGGACGUACGGCCAGUGCAAACUCCUCCGCACCAACAACUACCUGUAUGCGGCAUGCGAGUGCAAAGCAGGCUGGGAUGGCUGGGGCUGCACUGAUAACUCGGAGGCCUACUCCUACGGCUUCCAGCUGCUCUCCACCCUGCUGCUGUGCCUCAGCAACCUGAUGUUCGUGCCCCCCGUGGCCAUCGCUGUCCGCAGCCACUACCUCCUGGAGGCGUCCGUCUACAUCUUCACCAUGUUCUUCUCCACCUUCUACCAUGCCUGUGACCAGCCGGGGAUUGUGGUCUUCUGCAUCAUGGAGUACGAUGUCCUGCAGUUCUGUGACUUCCUGGGGUCCCUCAUGUCAGUGUGGGUCACCGUCAUCGCCAUGGCCAGGCUCAAGUCCAUCAUUAAACAGGUGCUGUACCUGCUGGGAGCGAUGUCGCUGUCCAUGGCUCUGCAGCUGGACCGGCACGGGCUGUGGAACCUGCUGGGGCCCAGCCUGUUUGCCUUGGGCAUCAUGGCCAUCGCUUGGACUGUGCGUACUAUCCGGAGGCGUCGCUGCUACCCCCCGACCUGGAAGCGCUGGGUCUUCUUCCUCUUCCCGGGGACCAUGAUCGCCACCUCGGCCGUGGCCCUCUACGCCUUCGUGGAGACGGAGGAGAACUACUUCUACAUCCACAGCAUCUGGCACAUGCUGAUCGCCGGCAGCGUGGGAUUCCUGCUGCCGCCACGCGCCAAGCCAGACGACAAGGUCACGCCCAUGAAGCGGAGGAGGGGGUGUGGCUACCAGCUGUGUGUUAACGAGCACGAGGAGAUGGGCCUGGUGGACCCAGCCAUCAUCUCCAUCAACAGCAUCUGUACAAGUUGA
This is a messenger RNA of Megalops cyprinoides (Indo-Pacific tarpon), 2498 nucleotides long. RefSeq names its product transmembrane protein 8B (gene tmem8b). The transcript is spliced from 13 exons. Gene Ontology annotation, cellular component: plasma membrane. The coding region runs from base 81 to 2498 and encodes 805 amino acids. Lineage: Eukaryota; Metazoa; Chordata; Actinopteri; Elopiformes; Megalopidae. The record is from RefSeq and is a predicted model, not a curated record.